This is a messenger RNA of Oikopleura dioica, 354 nucleotides long. The record is from the annotation of a GenBank genome assembly. Lineage: Eukaryota; Metazoa; Chordata; Appendicularia; Copelata; Oikopleuridae.
AUGCCGGAGACAAAGAAACCCGAGGUCAAGCGCGAGGAAUACCGAAAAUACCUCGACAGCGCAGGAAUUCUAGACGAACUCACCAAAUUCCUCGUCACGCUCUACGAAGAGCCAGACAAACCACAGGAUGCCGUUGCCUACAUGAAAAAGCUUCUCUGUGGAGGUGAACCUGAUGCGGCUGAGGUUGAAAACAUGAAAAGCGAAAUCGAGCAGCUCAAGGCUCAAGUAGAGGAACUAACUAAACGAGCAGAAGCUGCUGAGGCGAAAAUCCUGGCGGCCACGCCAGCGGAGGCUGAGCCUUCAGCCCCAGAAGGUGAAGAAGCGAAGCCCGAUGCGGAAGAGAAGAAAGAAUAG